ACUGCACUUCAUCCAUCUCAUCUCUCGGCGCAAGUCGAACCUUCUCACUCUCUCUUCAUCAUCCUGAGGGAGCUCUCUUCCCAGAACAACACCGGCGGCUCUAGUCUUACAGCGCAAAAGGGACGAAUUGAGACUUAUUAUAACUGUAUUUAGAUUCAGCGGUAGUCUCGAGACACAGGUUACCCGUAUAGCCAGUUUUGGUUGACAGAAUCUGUGGUAGGGUGCAACACCACAGCUGCAAUAUGGCCCAGCAGGGCCUUGUUCUGGUGCUUGUGGUAGCCUUCCUGGGGACAACUACAGCCUUCCUGGCCACUCCGCUGAAUGCUUCCGACCCCGACGUCGCCUACAUCCUCUGCCCGGAUCAGACCGUAGGCGAGACCCGGGACCACAAGUGGAUCACCCGGGAGGCAAUCCGUCGCAACCUUCGUCAGUUCUUCUUGGACAACCCUCCACCAUCGAAGCCAGACUUCAAUGUCCCGUCGACGGCCACACUGACGCAGCUCUACUCUGCUUACUAUGGCGCCUCAGCCUCUCCUGCCCGCUUCAUUAAGGCUGUCAACUCCAUCGCUGCCUCCAACGUCAAUGCGGACUCCGCCACUCAGCUCAGACACGACCCAAACAUCCAAGGUGACGCGGAGGAGCUAUCAGAGCUGCAGAAGACGCUGUCGAACAGAUACCCACAGAUCUUGACCUCCAUCAUGGUGGACGAGGCUUACACCGCUUCACGCUCCCUCCUCGGCCUCUCCCUUCACUCCAUUCAGAAGUUCUACUCACAUUCCACCUGGAUCGAACUAGGUAAUACCGACAUAUUAUCUGAUCUUGGACUCCCCGGGUACGCGUUCGACGACGUAGCCGACCCAUCAGAGGACGUGUGCACCCCGUGCGCCACUCCUCAGGAAUGUACAGGCAACGUGGUGGCCGGGGCAGGUCUGAGCAGUGGGUAUUACCAGUACGACGACCCCACUGCUGACUCUUACCUCAUACCCAAACCCACAACAGGUGGGAAGUGCAGCCACGGAGGUGUGUUGGACCUUUCUGUUGAGGAGGCACCACAGGGAGGCGUUAACAAGGACACGGCCUCUCCCUGCUUCUCCCCGCACUAUUAUCUCCACGAGCAGGCAGCAGAGCUCGCUGUACAGGCGACGGACCACUACCUGACGGUGCUUCUGGAUGCUAUCGGUAACGAGAAGUACCGUCGCUUGUUCGACCUGUACCGUGGGUCGGCUCUCUCCAUCGCCAUCGACACCACUGGCUCCAUGACAGACGACAUCGAUGCUGUGAAAGCGCAAGUCAAGUCCAUCGUGGAGAACACCAGCCCUGAACUCUACAUCUUGGCUCCCUUCAACGAUCCCACGUAUGGUCCGGGCUUGAGGACAGACAACGCUACUGAGUUCCUGGAGGCCGUGAAUAGUCUCCGAGCGAGCGGUGGAAUCUCACCCUUGGAGGAGUUAUUCUGGUCUGGUCUUCAGCUGGCUCUCAGCCUGACGCCAGACUACGGCGACAUCUUCUGCUUCACCGACGCUGGCGGGAGGGACGGCGAGAAGAUGGAGAGUUGUGUGGCCAGGAGUCAACAACAACACAACAAGGUGUCAGUGAUCUACAGUGGUACCAUCCCCAGCGCAAGUCAGAAGAUGGUGCUCACUGAAGUGGAGGAGUACCAACGCCUUGCUGACGCCACCGGCGGUCUUUUCAUUCCCUCAGAGAAGUUCAGUAUCGACGCCAUCAUGCCAAUCCUCAACGAGGGUGUGCAGAGCGCCAGCGUAGACAUUACUCAGCUGAAGGACCUCCUGGGACCUGUGGACACCGACGUGCCUAUCGACAACUCCAUCAGCGACUUCGAAAUCCGCAUCGUCGGUACCAUCACAGACGCUAUACUGACGGACUUCACUGGCACUAAAUACGACCUCACGGACGAAGCGAGCCUCCAGUCAGACCCGACGAUUGAGGUGAUAAUUUACACCGACGGCCUUAAAUCUGUACGAUGGCUGGAGCCUCGUUAUGGUGUGUGGAGCCUCCAUACCGAUUCCGCGUCCACCUACACCAUCUCCGUCAGCGCCAACUCCACCUUGAGCUUCCUGGGCUGGUUCUCCAUCCUGGACCCUUCACCUCCUCAUCCACACUACCGCGCCGCAGAAGGCAACCCUCUCAUCAAUACUGUGUAUUACAUUGGGGUGACGCUGAUUGGCUAUUUGGAGAGCUACGUCACUGAUGUGACAUAUGUGGAGUAUGUAGACAAGAGCGGACUUCAGCUGAGAGAGAUCCCUUACAACGGCUUAGUCGACGAUGAAUUCUACAUCCGCUCAGACCCCCUUCCUGAAGAGCCCUUCUAUAUCAAAUUAUACGGUUACGUUCAGUCUGGCAACGUGUUUUGUCGCCUGAUGACGGUGCAGAUGACGCCUGUUGAGACGGGCGUGGGGGUCCUGGCCACCUCAGAAGACCUGUCAGCCCGCCCCGGCGAGACUGCGAAAGGAGACUUUAUCGUUUACAACUACGGCCUCAGUUCCUACUUCGCCCUCACAGGAACCGACGAUAAGGACUUCCUAGACGAAGUCACUCCUGAUAGAGUGUACAUCAUCCACAACGAAUCGGCGGUGGUGACAGUGUCCUUCGUGGUGCCGUCGAGUGCAGUGCCAGGCACGGUGAGCAUGGUGACCCUGACAGCCCAGAGCGAGGAGCAGACACAGUCUGUCAACAGUGCUAUCUCCCAGUUCGUUGUCCUCCCAGCAGUGUCAGACGACAGCCCACCCACCUGUGAGCUGGACAGUGAGCCUGACUGCUCAGGCUACGAACUGAAUGGCGUCUGUUCCGAUAAGACCUGGACCAUUCAGGCUACCCUCCAGGACAGUGUGUCAGGUCUGGUGAACGUGUAUGCCCGCCCUGACGGACUCUCCUCGUCAGUGGAUGGGUUAAACCCUGGCACAACAGGGAACGUAGUUAUCACCUACAGUGCUUCCUGCUGCACUUCCCAAGUCGACAUCAUCGGCGUCGACUCCUUAGGCAAUGUGGGCAAGUGCAUCAUCGAUAUGGGUGUACAAGGAGGUAUGAUCAUAGAUCUGGAGGCGUUAUCAGUGGGCCAGACGUGGGUGUACCUGACGUGGACCCUCACGCCCACUGAUUACGAGGUGCACAAGUACUCCAUCGUCAUCAACGACGACUUCACACAGGACAGCCGUUGCAAAGAUAGUGUGUGCUACGCCAACGUGACCGAGCUGGAGGCUUGUUCGCUCCAGACCUUCCAGGUAACACCCUACUUUACCGUGGCUGGCAGCGACCAAAUGGGUGAGCCAGCCUACACUAAUGCCUACACCACAGACGAAGUGCCUGGCACUCCCCAAGAUGGCGUGGUGGUGUCUAUAGAAGCCAACACAGCCACCAUCACCUGGGCGGCAAUUAACUCCAAAUGUAUCAGCCAGUAUCAAGUGUGCUACAAGGCAGUAGAUUCCGUAGGGUCAAGAGUGUGUGAACAGACAAGUGCCACCAGCUACGACAUGCUUGGGCUGGAAGCUUGUACUCAAUACGAGGUGAACGUCACCAGUCUGUCCCCUACAGGUCUGACCAGCGCUUCCUCCCUCAUCUUCGACGUCGAGACCAUUCUAGCUCCUCCUGGACUGCCAAGAAACGUUCAGACGGCUUUGUCACUACCAGACGCCAUCACUGUCACUUGGGACAACCCCUUGGAGAACGCUCACUGUAUUCAAAAAUUCGCUGUCUCCAUCACCGUGAAGGUGACCAGUGCAUUGACAGAGCUCCUGAUGAAGCAGCAGCGCGAGGUACAUAUGGUGGCCGCUGACAGUGACAACACCUUCACCAUCUACAACCUGGAGCCAUGUACCAACUACACCAUCGAGGUGGUCGCCAUCGCCUGGGACGACUCUCUGGGACCCUCUGUUCAGAGUGACUCAGCCACAGCAGAGACAAAUCCUGACCCCGUGUGGGAGCUGGCGACGAAGGAGGUCACUACUGUAUCCAUGGAGGUCACCUGGGAGGCAGCCAUCAUCUGUGUUGACCACUUCAAGAUCUGUUACUACGAUGAGGAGGAGGUGACCGAAAAGUGUGAGGUGGUGACUGAGCCGUCGGUGACGCUGACGGACCUGCUUCCGUGCGUCGAUUAUUUUGUCUCCGUCACCGCCGCCAGCUACUCUGACUACUACAGUACUGCUGUAUGGCAGACCAGGAGGACCCUCGACAUCGCACCUGGUACACCAGAGAAUUUGAUAGUCACCAGUAAAACGGCCCACAGCAUCGAGAUCGACUUUGACCCUCCGUCGGAUAGCCCACAGUGCGUCGCUGAAUACGUCAACUCGAUUGUCGAGUUAGACGACGUGACGAAGGGGUCAGAGUUCUUGUUCUACCAGCAGCGGGGCUACACUUUUGAUAACUUAGACGCUUGCACCCAUUACGAGAUAAAGGUUUGCGCUAGGUCAAGUGAGUUACAGGCAAGUAGUUGGGCAGUAGUUAAUGACACCACGGACGAGGAUGUCCCAACCGAGCCUCAAUCGUUCGUGGUGCGAGACGCGACUACCACGUCACUGACUGUCGCUUGGUGGACCCCGGAAAACAACAGCAGGUGUGUCGACUCCUACGAGCUGGAAUGGACAAACCCUUCAGGCGAGACGAACAGCGAGACCAUCACCCAUGUACCAGGUACCUCUCUGCCCUUCGUGGUGGAGAAGGAAAUAACGAAUCUGGACCCCUGCACCGAGUAUUCCUUGAAGGUUUGGACCAUCACUGCAUCAGGUAGCGUGGGCCCUUCCACUGCACUCACAGCUUCCACUGAAUGCUAAACACAGCGUUCAUAACAACAUCGAAACUUGGGUGUAUAUCACCGAUAUGCACCUCUCUGUGUAUACGCUGGUAUCUUGGAUACAUCGUAGCUGUGGAGUAAUUGCCAAGUAUUGCCACAGUUUUCCAAGCUAGUGUUGGGCUCUUUUUGAGAAAUCUCAGAUGUCGUUGAAAAUAUUAUUCCCAGAGUGUUAGUCAUUUGCAACGAGACAGAAAACAAACUUUCAAACUUUCUGAAUUUUUUUUUAUCGAAUAAGAGAGGGCCAUUUUCAAAUCUGGCAUCCUUGAUGUAUAUUGAAUUUGUAUUAAUUUGCUCUUAUAAAUUAAUUAGUGUUUGAAAAUUUUCACAACAAUAAUAAGAAUGCCCAGAUGAUUCCGGUGUGAGAUUCGCUUAGCAUUCUAAGACCACUGACUGCUAACUGUUAUAUAAAAAUGAGCCAAUUAUUAAAAUGAAA
Molecule: messenger RNA, 5237 nt
Organism: Cherax quadricarinatus
Lineage: Eukaryota; Metazoa; Arthropoda; Malacostraca; Decapoda; Parastacidae
Product: von Willebrand factor A domain-containing protein 7
Molecular function (GO): protein binding
Source: RefSeq, a predicted model, not a curated record